Molecule: messenger RNA, 1500 nt
Organism: Melitaea cinxia (Glanville fritillary)
Lineage: Eukaryota; Metazoa; Arthropoda; Insecta; Lepidoptera; Nymphalidae
Gene: Osi24
Exons: 7
Coding region: 1-1500 (499 amino acids)
Source: RefSeq, a predicted model, not a curated record
AUGCAUUCAAACAGACCAACAGAAAAAAUGUUUAGGAGCAAAGAAUGGAGGUUCACAGACAACAUUGUCAAAGCAACAUUGUAUAUAUUCCUUUUCAUAGUUACAGGCAAUAGCCAAACUAUUCGCAAAGAUGAAUCGAGUCAAAUCGAUAACCCAACAGAAUUAAGUAAUUUAGAUAGUGAUAUAGAAUCUAAUAACUGCCAUAGCUGUUUUAGUAAUAGUAAAAUAGAUAAUAAAGUAAAUAAUCAAAAAGAAGGUAAUCCAAAGGGUAAUAAUAUAUUUGCUGAUUUCAUAGAUAAUGUCAGCACAUUUUCUGAAAAAUAUGUAUUUGUAAAUAACACUGAGAGACAAUUACAAAACGUUCUAGAGAAUAUGUUAGAUGAAGCACUCAAAAAGGAUAGGUAUGAGUUAUUCGAAGGUGUUGAAAUUAAAUCUAUCGAUUCGAAAAAUAAAACGAGUAAAGCUAAAGAUGAAUUAGAAGUACGACGAGAAGGCAGAGCGUUGUUUAGCACUUAUACAUAUGAAUACAGGUUAUUUAAGAAGAUAAAAAACUUUAUAGACACGCAUAUACUAUCUAUCAAUUUACCAAAGGCUGCAAAAAUGGUCGGAUUUAGAUCAUUCGGCUUGAAGAAGUUUUUUCUGCCUCUACUUAUCGGUGCCCAAAUUUUCAAGAGCAUACUAAUAGCGAUGUUCUUGCCAAGCAUCUUGGGAAGUUUCGGCAAAAUACUCGGGAAAGGUAUAUCCCACAUAUCAGCAGCAUCCAGUCAAGCAAGCUAUCCUCCAGCAAAUGGGGAUGAUCAAACCGCUUACAACAAUGACAACAAGGACUUUAUGGGUUAUGAAACAAACCCAGCUGCUACGUUUGCAUACACACAAGAUGACACGUAUGGGGCAGAUAAUGAUGUCAAUGAUAUGUCUAAUGUUGACAUGUCCAGAUUCGGUGUCGGUGGACAAAAAGUAGCCUACUUACCAAGCAAGAACAGUUACUAUAAGAAUCAAGUGACAACAAGCAGUAAUUAUAAGAUAUUCCAGAAAAUUCCAGCGUCUUCGAUGAUAUUGAGCAAUUACGAUCCAUUCUAUUCGCCUUUGCUUUCACGUCUGGAUGGGAUAUUCGCUACACUGGGUUUAGCGCCCACGGAGACAACAUCAGAUGACACCGUGAUGGUAGGAGGGCAAUCUCUAAGCGACGUGAAACUAGAAGCUUGUAGGGAACAGCUGAUCUGUUUGAUGUACGCCAGCCCUGCGAAGUACGCCCCGUACAGUAAUUUAAUAUCAGCACAGCUAAGCAGAGAACUAAACGAACUACGCCGUCCAGUUUCCGACAAUCCAGAAAUCUUGCGUUUCUUCCGUUACAUGCGAGCUGCGAGACGUGGACAAGAAGGAACCAACUGCUUAGAAGCUCAUCCGGCCUGCUCCGUCACAACCACACCAUCUCACACGAUGAUAGCUGCGUACCACGAUAUCAACAAACUUGUCACAGCAAGAAAACUGAGGCAUUAG